AUGUCAAAACAGCCGGGGGCCAUCAAGCAAGCCUGGUACAAGUGGAAGAGUCUGCGUCUUCCAUGGCGACGAAAGUGGCUUGUCGGCGCUGAUCUUUCGGGCAACACCUUUUGGGAGUUCAAGGACGCUAUCAAUGCUGGUCGAAUGCGAAGAAUCGUCCAAUACAGCAGUCAGGGACAUUAUGCUGAUGUCAAAAUUUCACCACAAUGGCACCAGUGGUUACGCCAGGUUCGCCCAGAAGCUCCUACGCUCCAGGAACAACAGUACGAGGUAUCUCGGCAAGCACAGAUGCGUCAACUGGCUGCCGCUGCAGACGAGCGAUGGGCUGCACAAGAAUCUUUCUUGGAUGCACCAUCGAAGCAACAACCUGCACCAGCUAUAGGUGUGAAGGAUCCGGCAGGAUACAUGCAUCAGAAUCAGACUGAGCCUACUGAGAACGAAGGUGUCAGAAGUGCGGUAGGUGAUGCAAGUGAGGUUGAUGCUUCAUCCGAGGGCAGAACCAAGGACGACGGCAGAUUCAAAGGCAGAGCCAGAGACAAGGAGGCAAACCCGUGGAAGCAAGCACCGAAGGGAAAUCCAGGAGAUGACUGGCAGCCACAGAGUUGGACUCCUGGUGUGAGUCGUAGAUAG
Aureobasidium melanogenum CBS 110374 is the source of this 630-nucleotide messenger RNA. RefSeq lists its product as uncharacterized. Gene Ontology annotation, cellular component: membrane. NCBI's taxonomy places the organism in Eukaryota, Fungi, Ascomycota, Dothideomycetes, Dothideales, Saccotheciaceae. The transcript is spliced from 3 exons. The record is from RefSeq and is a predicted model, not a curated record. Bases 1 to 630 code for a protein of 209 amino acids. Gene Ontology annotation, biological process: mitochondrial respiratory chain complex I assembly.